UCGGUUUGACACUUGUCCAGCGCGCGAUAACACGAUAACCUUACCUCUAACAGGAAUUGCUAUACUAUAAACAUUUGAACUUUUUUCACUUUUCAACUGAAUUCUUCAAUUUAUUAGACAUUUUUUGUGUUGUGCAAAGAUAUUUUGUGAAAAUUUCAUGUGUUUGUGACAAGGAAAAAGACACUCGGAAGGUUGUGAAUUUACGCCUCGUUAACUCGGACGAGAAAAGCCGAAAAAAGAUCGUCGCUUACAUCCGCUCAUUGGAGUGAUAAAAUUUAUGACAAACGAUUUUCCAAUGACUGAUUUCAAAAUACCUCUUCUUUAUAUUACGUGCACAACAUGACUUGGUGGGCGCCUGCACGCAAGAAGAGUUUAGUGUCAAGAUGAAAGGGCGAUGUGGGGCUCGCUGGGCGGGACGCGACGCCGCGUGAUGCGGGGCGGCGCGACGCCCGCGCGCGCCUGCAGCGCGUGAUGCGCGCGGAUCGCGCCGCGCUAUACGCGUGGCUCGUCUGCUGCGCCGUCGCGCUCUCCACGCACAAGUACAGCACGCGCGUCGUUCGCACCAAAUACGGACCCCUACGGGGUAUCGUGGUCCACGCACAUCCGCAAGUCGAAGCUUACUUGGGAGUGCCAUAUGCCACACCACCCCUCGGUAGCCUUAGAUAUAUGCCGCCGGUGACGCCGUCUCAGUGGCGUACUCCACGACUGGCAGACGCCGCCGGUCCCGCCUGCCCGCAGCGUCCUCCCCCCGCCGCCCCACGAGACGACGCCUUGCUCAUCCACCCGCGCGCUCGGAUUAAGCAGCUUGAAAGACUGCUGCCCAUGCUUACUAACCAGAGUGAAGAUUGCCUUUACGUCAACCUGUAUGUGCCCGUAACUGGUGCAGAGAUGGAGUCUGAGAAAGCAAGAUUGCCAUGUCUUUUGUUCGUGCACGGGGAGUCUUAUGAAUGGAGUUCGGGCAAUGCGUACGACGGAACAACUUUAGCCGCACAUGGCAACAUCAUUGUAGUUACUAUCAACUUUAGAUUGGGUGUUUUGGGUUUUUUAAAAACUGGUGCUAAAGGGUCAGCGCAGGGUAACUUUGGCCUAAUGGAUUUGGUUGCCGGACUGCAUUGGUUACGUGAAAAUCUUCCCGCUUUUGGAGGCGAUCCUGAAAAGGUGACUCUGAUGGGACAUGGUACCGGUGCCGCAUUAGCUAACUUCUUGGCCGUAUCACCUGUAUCUAGAGAGCUGCUGAGGCGUGUCAUUUUGUUAAGCGGAUCUGGACUCAGUUCAUGGGCGCUGCAAAGGGAUCCUCUGUCAAUAAAACGAAAGGUGGCAGAGCACACCGGUUGCCAUGGAGACCUUUUAGAAGAUGAUAUAGCACCCUGUCUACGCAACAAGCCUCUCACUGAUUUGCUAUCUGUGCGUUUGGAUCCUCCAAGAUUCCUCUCAGGCUUCGCACCAUUUGUUGACGGAACAGUUAUAGUAAAUCCUUCCCAUGCGCCCCCUCCUACGGAUAGCUCGCGGUUAGGGGCCGGCGCGGCAGCUGUGGCCAGCGCUGCCGGUCAUGAAUUAGCCGACUUCCCGCACAGAGAACUACUCUUUGGACUCACUACUACGGAGUCUUACUUGGAAUUCAAUGCUCAAGACUUGGAGUUUGGCUUCAAUGAGAGCCGCCGCGACCGCAUUCUGCGUACAUUCGUCCGAAACGCUUAUUACUACCAUCUCAACGAGAUUUAUUCAACUCUCAAAAACGAGUAUACUGACUGGGAUAAACCCGUGCAAAAUCCGCUGAGUGUGCGCGACGCUACUCUGGAGAUUCUUAGCGAUGGCCGCACCGCAGCGCCUUUAAUAAGAUUGGGAUACCUCCACGCUUUACGCCGCGGAUCAACCUAUUUCACUCAUUUUCACUAUCUUUCUCCUGAGAAGGACUAUCCUCAGCGACCAGGAUCGGUGCACGGCGAGGAGCUACCGUUCUACCUUGGAAUGCCACUAUCUCAGGCCUACCAUCACUUGAACUUUACAUUACAAGAACAACGUGUGUCGAAAUUAUGUAUGCAUUAUGUGGCUAAUUUUGUUCGUUAUGGGAACCCAAAUGAUCCCUCAGCGACUCCGCCACCGAGCCCAAUGCUAGGUGAACCUGUCGCAGUAGGCCCUGAUGAUAUACCCUACUGGGACACCUACGAUACAAUUAACCAACUCUAUAUGGAAAUGAGUACUAAGCCUGGUAUGCGAAGUCAUUAUCGUGGUCAUAAAAUGUCGUUAUGGUUAUCACUGAUCCCACAACUGCAUCGACCUGGUUCCGAUCUGCCUGACGCCGCCAUGAGGCACCAUCACUUUCAAGAUGACAGCCAAAAUUAUUAUGAAGGAGCAGUUAGAGAGCAAUCGAUGUCCAGAGCCCACGUUCCACACGUUGUAAAUAUUGGACGUGGUGGCGAUAAAACUACGCCAUCAAGUCGUUCUGUAUCGCCAAAACCAUCUCCCGCCCCUCCAGUUUCAACUGAAUGUCCACCAAACGCUACAGUCACUCCCAUACAAACUGACGACGCACUUCUACGAAGACUUGCCUCCUCGCAUUACCAGUCGUAUACAGCUGCUCUCACUGUUACAAUUGCCGUUGGAUGCUUUUUAUUACUACUAAACGUACUGAUUUUUGCUGGAAUUUAUCAUCAAAGAGGGACACGACCUCGACGAUCCAAAGAUGAUUUUACUGAGGCAGGAAGUUCUUCAUCGUCUGAUAAUUAUGACGGAAAAAUUGAUUAUGAAGUAAGAGCCUUUGAGGGGAAAGGGUUUGGCUUUGAGUGUAAGUCGGCUCAUGUGCCGCGUGGGUCAGGUUCCAAAUUUGAUUUACGUACUUUGUCAGACUGUGGUGAGCCAACUUUCGGUGAAUAUAGUUGUUACGAUGAAAAACAUCUGGCCGCAAGAAGGUCGUUGCCGGAUGUGAGUGUUGGUAGUGCCAUUGACGCUGGUAAUGUUGUGUGUAUAGAUACACAAAAACCAGAUAUACAAAGAAUAGAAGCACGCAUUCAAGAAGCUGUAAGCAGGACCAGUACCUUCGAGCCUAGAGUGGUUGAUAGUUCGACACAAGUGAAGUUUGGCCCUUUAUGUGAUGGCCAGGAACUCCUCUCCGAUUCAAAUGGGGAUUCUGAAGGUGCAACUGGUUCAAGUAUUUUAAGAGUUCCACCUGCACCAACAACACCAGCGCCUCCUGGUAUUAUGAAGAAAAGAGUUCAAAUACAAGAGAUAUCAGUAUGAGAUUUGGAGAAAUUAGACACUGCGGUGGUGGUUGUUAAUGAAAGGACUGAAUUAUAAAGUGAAACACGUUUUAUGAACGUUUUACUUAAUAAAUGUAUAUAAUGUAAAUGGAAACAAAUCUUAAUGAUUGUAAAUAUGUGAAUUGUUGUUCGCACUGUUUACUAAUAUGAUGCAUACAAAGCCAAAAAAUAAAGCUGGGCAUGCUUUAGCCGAUAGAUAGGACGUUAUUUUUAUUGAAGUAAAUUCAGAAAUAACACUGGAUUUUGUUACUUGAAUUUUAAGUUAUGAGCGCCCUAACUAUAGUAAUUUUAAAUAAUUAGUUAAAACUUUGAUGAUCAUAUUAUUCUAAAACGUGAAUGAGGAAGAUUGAAGAUCGUAAAUUUUACCGGGGUCCAUAUUACCGGUUUAUAAACCACUUAGCUAUAAAAAUAUAUAGGUUAGUAUAAAACAGACUGCGGCACAUUUGUUACAAUUUGAGUAUUCUGUUUUUACAUGAAAUGUGUGAAUAUUACAAUAAUAACAUUAGAAGUGUACUAAGACUAAUUUGCCAAUAUAGGUGUAUAUAAUAAUAUCAAAGUGUUUCAAAGUUGUAGUAAUUAUUAAGAAUAAUGCGUAUGUUGUGAUUUUUUGUAAAUUUAAUUUAAGUAUGAUAUACCUAAAAAGUGUGUAGUUUUUGAUAAGUAAAGGUAUAAACUAAAUACUGGAUACUUUAUGGACGAGCAAUAUCAAAUUGUUAUUAAAUAUGUUGAGGUGAACAGGGUAAAAUUUCAGUUUAUAUCAAUGGAAUGAACUUGUGAAAUACGAUUUUACAAUAUUACUUAUAAAAGUUUCGGCUGUAUUUAUAAAAGAUAUAUUUUGUGAUUUUUAUUGCCCAGCUCAACUAUCAUAUCCUUUAAGAUUGAAUUUUUUUUUAUUACUCAAUCACCUCCGUAUUUCUUAAUUUGUCUAAGAAUUCGAAGAAUUUAGACCGCAUUUAUGUAGUAUUUUACACAUAUCUCACUUUAUUUCAAAGAGCUGAAAAUGCGUAAAAUCCCGGUGCACCAAAAAAAUUUGCUCCAAUCAAUUCAAAUCAAGCCAAUAUUAUUUUGAUCCAUUUCAUUUCACUUAUUAUUAUUAUUAUAUUGUAUUUACAAUAUUGUUUCUGCACUAACUAAUCUUUGAUAGGAUUGCUAUACUUUGAAAUGAAACAAAUGACAGGCACUCAUUUUCUCCCUGUAAUUCGUAAAAAAAAUCUCUUGAAAUUGUCGGAAAAUAAACCGCUUUUACUUUAUUUGCUUAGUGUUCGUCCAUAAUUUAUCUUUGCAGGAAUUGAUGAGCAUUAAGUAUUUAAAAAUCUAACUUGAAUGAUUUCAUAAUAAGUAAAGUAUCCAUAUUGUGACAAAAUGUUCUGUUGUAAUAUUAAGUUAUAAUUAUUUACCAUAUUUAUUAUAAAAAUUAGAUAUCUUCCUAAAAGGAAUUGCAUAUUAGUAAUUAAAAUAUUAAACCACUUUAUGGUUAAUGGUUUAUGAUUUUAGAAUUUAAAUAAAAACGUUGGAGGUUUUAGGUUUACAGUUCUUAAACAAAUAAAAUAUAUGCAUUAUGAGAUGAACAUACAAUCACGUGGUAGUGUAUGUAACAAUACGCAAUUAAAAUUUGAAAAUCUUAUUAAAACUACAUAUAAUCAGUCAAUUUAACCUUUUUGCUGUUACCAUUAUCGAUGUAGUUCACUCAAUAAUAUUAAAACAAAAUUAUUUGAAAUAAAUUCACUACUGGAUCGGGAACGCUGUCGGCAUUGCUAUUGGAAGUUACAGAGUAAAUUAAUCUCCGUUGGGAUAUUUUUUGACCAACUUUAUUUUAUUCAAUAUAAUCUUAAAUCUGAGCCUAAGGCAAUUAGUUCAAAUAAUUUUAGCAUAUGUACGGAGAACAUAUGCUUUCUAUGAAUAUAUAAAAGCAAAAAAAAAUACUAUACUCUUGUGGAUAGCAACAGUAACAGCUCAUGAAUCAAUUAUAAAAUACUUUUAGCACAACUUUAUAUCAUCAUAUGCAACUGCUCUUGAAAGCACCUCCUAUAGGUAUAUUUGUUGAACGUUGUUAUAGCAAGUGUGGUAUGCAAACGCAAUAUUCCGAUAAGAUUUGAAUAAAUCUAUUGGCUGAAAAUGGGUAAAAACAAUUUAUUCGUUUAAAUAUUCUUAAUAUUCGUAACUUCAUAAAUAUGUAUUAAAUUUUAUCUCAGAUACAUACUUGGUUAUGAUUGUAAAUUUAUU
Pieris brassicae (large cabbage white) is the source of this 5480-nucleotide messenger RNA. Its product is annotated as neuroligin-1-like. The transcript has 15 exons. Gene Ontology annotation, biological process: neuron cell-cell adhesion; modulation of chemical synaptic transmission; synaptic vesicle endocytosis. Lineage: Eukaryota; Metazoa; Arthropoda; Insecta; Lepidoptera; Pieridae. Gene Ontology annotation, cellular component: cell surface; postsynaptic membrane; synapse. Bases 472 to 3237 code for a protein of 921 amino acids. The record is from RefSeq and is a predicted model, not a curated record. Gene Ontology annotation, molecular function: neurexin family protein binding; signaling receptor activity.